CCCUUGUCUUCUGUUGUUACAUUUGGUGUCGCUGCCUACCGACAAAUGAAAAGCCUAUACCCUGCAGUUUUCGAUGGAGACAUAUGGAUCUUCGGGCAGGACUUCAAGGCUUCUGCGCAGUUGAGUGGCGUUCAAGAUCUGUCAGCGAUGGAGCUGCUACUUGGGACGCUGCUGGGAGGUCGGGUGAAAGCAGCAUAUGAAGGUGUCGGCCGAAGUAUGGACGAAUGUUCGACAGGGUCAGGCAAACAGUUUCCAAAGUGGGAAGGACCAUAUAUGGUCACUUCGAGAUGGGGUUACGCAGACACAGUCGCAAUGGCGAACAAUGAGAGGCGCGUGAACGUCAGCGAGCUCCAGAAAUGGAUACAGCGAGACAAGCCAACGAUGACGCCUGCACCAAGUAGAUCAAGCCGACUUCAGUCGCACGUAUUUGACGGGGGGACGAGUGUGGUGAGAGCAGGCUGCUAGCCGAUUGGUUGGCACUAAUCUACGUUAAGGUCUAGGUCACUAAUAUGGGC
Molecule: messenger RNA, 515 nt
Organism: Trichobilharzia regenti
Lineage: Eukaryota; Metazoa; Platyhelminthes; Trematoda; Strigeidida; Schistosomatidae
Source: the annotation of a GenBank genome assembly